GUCGAGGCCCGCGCUUAGUUGGACUCCACCACAAUACAGGACACCACGACUACGACAACAAGCCAGAAUCAGUGAAAGUGCAACCGGUACCAACUGAACGCGCAUGCGCCGAACGUCGGUGUAUAAAUAAAAAGGAAAGCUGCCGGCUACCUCCCCAGACCAGUGCGCCAGCUAAACAUGGCCACGCACCGCAACUACUCCAAAUGGCUGCUGCUCGUCCUCCUCCUCGGCCUCAGUGCCAGCAGUUUAGGUUUAAGACAAAAGAGACAAGACGAUGAAGAAGGAGAUGGAAAUGAGGACCAAUCGAUAGACGAGCUCUGCAAGGACAGGCCGCCAGAUGAGUAUUUCCGUCUCACAACCAGUGGUGAUUGCAGAGAUGUUGUUAGGUGUGACAAAGCCGGAGAAAAUCUGAAGACACGAUUGGCCGGAGUGCGCUGUCCGAACGGAUUAGCGUUUGACAUUGAACGACAGACUUGUGACUGGAAAACAAAUGUUAAAAAUUGUAACCAGCUUGAGAAACCAAGGAAAGUGCUGCCUAUUCUAAAGACAGACGAGCCAGUUUGUGCUGAGGGUAAAUUAUCCUGCGGAAAUGGUGAAUGUAUAGAGAAGGAACUUUUCUGUAACGACAAACCCGACUGCAAAGAUGAAUCCGACGAAAACGCUUGUACUGUGGAAACGGAUCCCAACAGAGCUCCAGACUGUGAUCCCACUCAGUGUGUACUUCCCGAUUGCUUCUGCUCUGCUGAUGGUACAAGAAUUCCAGGAAACAUUGAACCCAAUCAGGUACCACAAAUGAUCACAAUCACGUUCAACGGCGCCAUCAACGUCGACAACAUCGACCUCUACGACGAGAUCUUCAACGGGCAGCGCCAGAACCCGAACGGCUGCCAGAUCCGCGGCUCCUUCUUCAUGUCACACAAGUACAGCAACUAUGCGGCAGUGCAGGACCUGCACCGGCGAGGCCACGAGAUCGCCAUGUUCUCGCUCACGCACAAGGACGACCCCAAGUACUGGACCGGAGGCUCCUAUGACGACUGGCUCGCCGAGAUGGCCGGAGGCCGUCUCAUUGUCGAGCGAUUCGCCAACAUCACCGAUGGAUCGAUAAUCGGAGUGCGAGCACCGUACCUGCGAGUGGGAGGCAACAAGCAGUUCGAGAUGAUGGCCGACCAGUACUUUGUGUACGACGCGUCGAUCACCGCGCCACUGGGCCGAGUGCCCAUCUGGCCGUACACACUCUACUUCCGGAUGCCACACAAGUGCAACGGAAACGCGCAGAACUGCCCGAGCCGAAGCCACCCGAUCUGGGAGAUGGUGAUGAACGAGCUCGACCGUCGUGACGACCCCACCUUCGACGAGAGCCUGCCCGGUUGCCACAUGGUCGACUCCUGCUCCAACAUCCAGACCGGCGACCAGUUCGCCCGCCUCCUGCGUCACAACUUCAACCGCCACUUCAGCACAAACCGCGCGCCCCUCGGUCUCCACUUCCACGCCUCCUGGCUCAAGAGCAAGAAGGAAUUCAAGGAGGAGCUCAUCAAGUUUAUCGAGGAGAUGCUCGACAGGAACGAUGUCUACUUUGUCACCAUGCUACAGGUUAUCCAAUGGAUGCAGAACCCGACUGAGCUGACCUCACUGAGGGACUUCCAGGAAUGGAAGGAGAAGUGCGACGUGAAAGGACAGCCCUACUGCUCUCUGCCCAACCCUUGCCCACUCACCACCCGAGAGCUGCCCGGACAGACCAUCCGCCUGUUCACGUGCAUGGAGUGCCCCAACAACUACCCCUGGAUCCUCGAUCCUACAGGCGACGGCUUCUCCGCCAAAUAAUUCCACCGUGCUUUCCAGUUGGAAAUUAAGAGACUGUAAUAUUGUUCUAGUAGUGUGAAAAGCGGUAGACAUUCUACGAGCAGAGCACUUGAAUGACCGAUCGAAAUGUGGUAGGAGUGAAUGAAUAGAAAGAACGAGUGGCCUGCAGCUGUGGUCACAAAUAGCGGAGUCACUUUGAAAUUCUAAGAAUACACAAAAUGAUUCAAGACUAGCCUUUCGGUUGAUAAACCGUACUUCCAUCACAGAUUUGGAUAAUAAUCUACAAUCUGACAUUGUUGUAACCCAAUUGUUCGUAAAUAAGAUCAAACAACGAUAUUCAAAUGCUUUUAAAAUUAUACUGGAUUAAAAAUUCAAAUUUUAAAACUUAAAAAGAUCCUUAAAUAGAGAGGAUCAUUCAAAUGGUUCAGUUAGAAUAAAACUAGUUUACUACACAAAAAAAAUGAAAGCUACCAUUUAAUCAACAUUAUAAUCCAGUCUCGUUUCUAGUCCAGGUAUUACAUUCUAAACCUGUAAAUGGAGUGGGGAGAGUAGCCUACAUAAUAUCGCUGUGAACUAACCUCUCCUCUACUUCUGACAAUAUGAAUAGAAAACAUUACAUUGAAAACUUACAUUUUUGCGUAAAAACUGUUUUUGAUUGUAGAAAUACAAUUCAAAUAACCUCUUAUCGUCUCGAAUAAGUUGACUUUGUACAAAUGUAUUACUAUUUAAUAAUCGAAUAUUUGUAUUUAAAAUUUUAUUCUUUGUUCGAGAGAAAUCCUGAAGUGAUAUUUUGUUAAUAAAAAUUUAGUGGUAAAUGAGA
Messenger RNA from Nilaparvata lugens (brown planthopper), 2620 nucleotides. It is a transcript of the gene verm, whose product is annotated as chitin deacetylase 1. Gene Ontology annotation, molecular function: protein binding; chitin binding. Lineage: Eukaryota; Metazoa; Arthropoda; Insecta; Hemiptera; Delphacidae. The record is from RefSeq and is a predicted model, not a curated record. The coding region runs from base 178 to 1821 and encodes 547 amino acids. Gene Ontology annotation, cellular component: extracellular region. Gene Ontology annotation, biological process: carbohydrate metabolic process. The transcript is spliced from 8 exons.